AUGGAGGACGACGCAGCUUGUCAAGAAUUGGCGGAGUUUACCACCUGUGAUAUCAGUGACGGACUAUUGAACUUGUACGAUAUUCCAACGGGCGGCUACUUCCCCAACUUGGUUCAAAGAAGUAAAAGCGGGAGCGACAAGACUACUGUGGGAAAGGCAUACACUGUUCUUUUUGCGCCGGUCGAUGAUCCUAGAGAUACGGUGAACUUCAUCGAUGAGGUGCCCGCUGGCUCAGUUAUGGUCAUAGCACUGACGCCACCUUUGCAAAGGGAUGUAGCGCCCUACGUCAAACCAACCGUGGCUGUCUUUGGUGGCCUGAUGGCUACGAGGGCGCAGCAUCAAGCAUGUCGAGGGUGCAUAGUGUUUGGUCGUGUCAGGGAUAUGUCUGAGUUCCGGGACCUGAGUUUCCCAGUGCACAGCUACGGUGUUGGAGCCUGUGCAAGUAAGCUGACCGUGAAACCAGUAGCAGUCAACGUUGACUUGGAUAUGCUCUGUAGCGAUUCCGCGGUCCAGACCAUCAAACCAAAUGACCUCAUUGCCGCGGAUGAACACGGCGUUGUCUCUGUACCUCACGCACUUGUCGAUACGAGCAAGCUGAUCAGAUACAUCCGCAAAUCAGUGGAGGUCGACGAGCAAGUCGCCGCCGAUAUCAUUGACGGCGCCCCGGCAAAAGAGUCCCAAAAGCAGCGCAGAGCGGUACUGAGGGAUUACUUAUAA
This is a messenger RNA of Huiozyma naganishii CBS 8797, 717 nucleotides long. Its product is annotated as bifunctional 4-hydroxy-4-methyl-2-oxoglutarate aldolase/oxaloacetate decarboxylase. The record is from RefSeq and is a predicted model, not a curated record. Bases 1 to 717 code for a protein of 238 amino acids. The transcript has a single exon. Lineage: Eukaryota; Fungi; Ascomycota; Saccharomycetes; Saccharomycetales; Saccharomycetaceae.